AUGAUGGUGCCUCACCAAGAAGCAAUGGCAGCCUCUUUCAAGAACAAGGCAACAAUGCGAGUUCCAGGCCACAACAACCAAUCCACCAUGGGAUCUCUUCGAGGUCUUGUCGCCAGCGAUACCAAUAGGUUGACUGAAAGCGACAUGUAUGCAAGUUUCCCCAAAGUGGAAUCAACAGCCCUACAUUCACCCAGAAUGGUAUACGCAGCACCCAUUGUUGUCGCUCCCAACAUUCGUGAAUAUCGUGUAGCUGAUGUGCACAACCCCGUAUCAUCGCGUCAGUACGAGUUGCCAUACCACAAUGAUCAUCAUCAUACCCAACAACAACCAGAGCAGGUGUCACAACAACAACAGCAACGAUAUCGAGAUGUGGCUAGAUCCAUUGGAUUGGCACGACCUGAAGGAUGGGGUGUGGCUAUGGAACAUAUUUGGUCUCGGCGAUCACCUCCAACUUUGCCUCCGUUGAUGUGUUCUAAUAGCCACCUUCCUCUAGCAACGACAAGCUCACCUCCUCCUGCUUCACAGCAACAUCAUCAUCAUCAUCCACAGCAACCCAUCGUGGCCCCACAACAACAAUCACCAGUGCCAUUUUAUACCAACGAUCACCAACCAUCUUCAUCUGUGGAGAGUAUUACAGGCACCUUGGCAACAUCAACGCACGAAAUACAGGCACCUCUUCCCCAACAACCCACUACGAGUGUGGCUUCUUCAUUCUCCUCUUCAGUGAUUACGCCUCGUAAAGAUGUUGGUGUGAUAGCACGUCCCACUUGGUCACAAAUCACCUCUGGUGUCAAAGCCUUAUCAACCAAUGACGCUGCUACUACAACUACCAGUCGCCCUAUUGCUCCUAUUCCAGCAACUUCCCAUUCCUUGAAGCCUGCAUCUGUUGUACGUCGCAAAUUCAAUCGCCCUUCUUUGGUUCCAAAGGAUUCAUCUGCAACAACGACAACAACAACACCAGUGCCAAGUCAAAGCGACAAGACGAAUGGCACUGAACGUGGCUCUCAACUUGUAUCGAAAGGACCCAGAGUGGACAAUAGCAUGAAAUUGUUAUCUGAAUCAUUAUCCUACUUGUGCGACAAUCCUCUUUCGUAUACAACGUCAAACCGUUAUCCAGUGAUUCGAUUGUCCAAUAUCCCUUGGACCAUCUCCAUUAAAGAGAUUGAGGCAAUCUUCAAGAACGUCAAGUUCCCUGAUCCCAAGGAUCAUGCACAAAGCAUCCACAUCAUCAUUAACAAGACUACGGGCAAAACCCAAUCCGAUGCCUUUGUGGAAGUGGCAACAGAAAAGGAAGCUGAAAGAGCUGUGAAGCAUUAUCGCAACUUGCCUGUCAAGGGUCGUAAGCUCUUUAUUGAGCACAGCAGCUAUGAAGAAAUGAUGAAGAAGCUUUUCCCUGAUUGGCCAGGAACAUUUGUGGAUGGCAAAGCAGUGUACGAUCCUUCAGAUAUGGCGAGUGUCACAUCGUCGUCGUCAAACCAAUCCCCACCUUUACUUCUUCCACGUCGUGAAAUCGAAAACUUGUUGGGUGUUUGUAAGAAUUUCAAGGUCCACUUUUCUCGCAAAUGUGGCGAGCGUCCCUUUGAGAACUUCAUUUCCAUCCUCGUCAGAUUCCCUUGGGACCAACCUAAUCUCAUUACUACCAUGCAACGGGACCAUCUCUACGAGUACUACAAGCUGGCAACCAGCGUAUUGAAAACGCAUAUGGAGAAGCCAUAUGUAAACCUUGAUCGUGAUUUGGUUUUCCGCAUGAUUCGUGCAGCUCUCCAAUGUCCAGGUUUCACAGUGCCUCAAAAGCGGGGUAUCCUUGCUGCAGCAAACGUGCCAUGCCCUCCUCAAUUGCAAGCCUAUAUCGAAAUGCCUUCCACUCCCACUCCACCAGAAGAGGCUUAA
This is a messenger RNA of Lichtheimia ornata, 1890 nucleotides long. RefSeq lists its product as uncharacterized. Lineage: Eukaryota; Fungi; Mucoromycota; Mucoromycetes; Mucorales; Lichtheimiaceae. Gene Ontology annotation, molecular function: RNA binding. Bases 1 to 1890 code for a protein of 629 amino acids. The transcript is spliced from 8 exons. The record is from RefSeq and is a predicted model, not a curated record.